Laccaria bicolor S238N-H82 is the source of this 606-nucleotide messenger RNA. RefSeq lists its product as uncharacterized. The transcript is spliced from 4 exons. The record is from RefSeq and is a predicted model, not a curated record. Lineage: Eukaryota; Fungi; Basidiomycota; Agaricomycetes; Agaricales; Hydnangiaceae. The coding region runs from base 1 to 606 and encodes 201 amino acids.
AUGAGGUCUGUCGUCCGACAUGCACGACAUGACAUGAAACCGGGGUGGGGUGAGAAUGCAGAGGUAUCGCACAGCCCUACUGUCCAGGUCCAGGUUCUACUGUUUUGGGAGACUUUAAGUGUGGUUAUGUUUGGCAACAACGCCCUCGGGCCUCGCACUUGGACUCUUGGCUGGAUGACGAUGCCUUCAUCACAUGAUCACUGCACGCCGCUAUCUCUCUCAACUACGACGGACUCGGAUUCUCAAUCGGUACACGUUAAAGAACUGGGGAAACAUCCUAUAAUUUGUUUUGGAGCACCCGGAAACUCAGAAGGCAUAUCACGGUUUGGACAAGAAUUCACGGCGGCCAUGGAGAAUAACUUUGCAAACCCCUCAGAUUCUUGGGGAAAUCCCCCAUCUCUGGUUCCACUAAUCAUUCCAACCUCCCCUGCCAUCCAUUGCACGCUUUCAGCAGCGAAUGCCGUACCCUCUGGCUCACCUUUCGCUUCCCACGCACUCUCCACAGCUUAUUUCAAGCCCUCUAUCAGCCACCAGCCCAUCGGCCGCCUCACAUACGCCUCAAACAGUCCAUCUCGAACCUCCCUAGGUGGCUGUUUCAUCCGCUAG